UGAGCAAGUAGGAAAUGUUUAAUAUGCUAGUGUGUGAACUAGAUAAACUUUAUCCUUUAAUCCUGACCGAACUCGUGUACCCAACUGAUAUUGCUUUCGUACGUAUGUUGCCCUAGAUAUUUCGAAAGUGGACUUACCUCUGUGUUUUGGGAGAUUUUUCUAUAUUUAUAUACAACGAUAAGGGGUCGGGCAUACACAAAAACAAAUUCCUUUAUUGUCUCUUAAAAAAGAACACGGGGAAUCUUCAAUACAUUUUAAUAAAUACGGGGCCAUAACUAAUUCUCAGUAACGUCUUGGCUCAUCUACUUAUGCAAAUUACGGUUUCUCAAGUUCGUUAACACCCCAUCAAAAAUGACGGCCAUAAUAGGCUAUCAAUUGAUAUUAGUGGCGAUAGGAACACUACUACCGGGUAUAUGGGCGGGUGGAAAACAUGGUCCCAUUGUCCACGUGGUACACAAGGAGGUACCAGUGUUUCAUAAAGUUGCUAUUCCUAAAAUAGUACCAGUACCGAAAUUCUAUCCCGUGCCCAAGCCCGUUCAUGUACCACAUCCAGUGCCUGUACCGGUAAAGGUACCGAUUAUCAAGACUAUUCACAAAGUAAUUACUAUACCGAAACCAGUGCCAAUUCCCAAGAUUAUCCAUAUACCUAAACCCGUGCCGGUCGGUGUACCAGUUCCAGUUUUUAAAUCCAUACCAGUGCCUAUCUAUAAACCACUUCAUAUACCAAAACAUGUACCGGUUCCGGUUCCAGUGAAAAUCCCAAAACACGUACCCGUACCNAGCUGGCUCCAUCUAGGUCAUAGACACGGAUCUUUUACCAUCUAUUUAAGGCUGAUUCUCCUUUACGCGCGAUUCAUUUCUACAAGUUCCUUCCAAAGGAUAGAAAUGACGGCCAUAAUAGGCUAUCAAUUGAUAUUAGUGGCGAUAGGAACACUACUACCGGGUAUAUGGGCGGGUGGAAAACAUGGUCCCAUUGUCCACGUGGUACACAAGGAGGUACCAGUGUUUCAUAAAGUUGCUAUUCCUAAAAUAGUACCAGUACCGAAAUUCUAUCCCGUGCCCAAGCCCGUUCAUGUACCACAUCCAGUGCCUGUACCGGUAAAGGUACCGAUUAUCAAGACUAUUCACAAAGUAAUUACUAUACCGAAACCAGUGCCAAUUCCCAAGAUUAUCCAUAUACCUAAACCCGUGCCGGUCGGUGUACCAGUUCCAGUUUUUAAAUCCAUACCAGUGCCUAUCUAUAAACCACUUCAUAUACCAAAACAUGUACCGGUUCCGGUUCCAGUGAAAAUCCCAAAACACGUACCCGUACCCGUCAAAAAAAUUAUAAAGAUACCUAAACCUAUUCCGGUUCCGGUUAAAGUUCCAAUUUUUAAAGAAAUUGUAGUGAAGAAACCAUUCAUUCUUCACGUUCCUGUUUACAUUAAGAAGCAUACCAGCUACGGACAUCAUCAUGGAGGAUGGUGGUAAUAUCCCAUUGUUUUUGGUGCUAUAUCGAUGUAAAUAAUAUAUUCCAGCAACUUAAAAAUCUAUGUACAUAGCUAUUAUUAUUUUAUAUAAUCUCAUUAUUAAUU
Molecule: messenger RNA, 1574 nt
Organism: Centruroides sculpturatus (bark scorpion)
Lineage: Eukaryota; Metazoa; Arthropoda; Arachnida; Scorpiones; Buthidae
Product: anti-sigma-I factor RsgI2-like
Exons: 5
Coding region: 352-1470 (372 amino acids)
Source: RefSeq, a predicted model, not a curated record